This is a messenger RNA of Leguminivora glycinivorella, 4212 nucleotides long. RefSeq lists its product as uncharacterized. The coding region runs from base 1557 to 2918 and encodes 453 amino acids. NCBI's taxonomy places the organism in Eukaryota, Metazoa, Arthropoda, Insecta, Lepidoptera, Tortricidae. The record is from RefSeq and is a predicted model, not a curated record. The transcript is spliced from 3 exons. Gene Ontology annotation, molecular function: nucleic acid binding; zinc ion binding.
AGCAGAUCAGAGGCUCACCUGGCCCCGAGAAGGUUGGGACAGCGUGAGCGUGGAUGAGGAAUCAUCUAUAGAAAUGUCAGGUAUGUAUACCAUGCAUUCUGUUUGGUGGUCAGUAUAUAUAUUGACCACACACACACAAAUAAGUUGCCAUCCUUCUCCUUUACGGACUCGUAAAUGUACCGUAGGCGGCUAGGAGAGGGGUGGCGACAAUGGUGGUUAGUGCUGGGAUUGAACAGAUAUAGAAUCAAGGCAUAACCUAAAAGGAAUGCAAGGUAUACUAUCCUAACAUUAAACGUAUUAUUCUAAGAAAAAUAACAUGUGUGUGUCAAUAGUAACAAAAAUUGCAAGAUUUGUACUUUAAGUACACGUGCGGAAUCAUAUAAUUACAGGGUCUGGUUCAACAUCAAUUUUGGCUCAUUUAGUUAUGAAAGUUACUUCAAGAGCUCAAUAAGUGAAGACUUUUAAGAAUAAAGUAAUUUCAUUGACUGUGUAAUACGGCAGGAUAUGAGAAAAUACAUCAUGGCGUACUCUCUCGGCUAAAGGAUGGUUUACUUACUUAUAAGAUACAUUUUAUUCCCCGUAUAAGAAAAAAGGCUCAAUUGUUAUAAAUAAUGUUUAAAAAAUAAAAGUAUGAAGAUUUCAGUAUUCGUCCGAAUUUAUGAAAUUAAAAAUUCAUUAUUCAAAAAUAAAAGGUCAUGUUAUUGAACAAAGUUGCUUCAGUUGCUUCCGGGAUACGUCACGAAUACGUCUCUGAUUGGCCAAAAGCGAAACAUGGCGGCCAUCGCGCCAUCGCGGCGGCCAUAGCACGAAGUAGUGUUGCUACAGUUACAGUAAGAAGAUUACCCGAAAUGUCGGGAGAAAAUUACGACUCGAAAGGAUUAACCGGAUAACUUCAGUGAAGAGAAGAAAUUAUUUUACAAACGGAUUCGACUUGGAAGGCAGUAAUGAGAAUUUUCUUAUAAGAUGAAUGUGUAAUUAAGUCAAACGGUCAUACUGAACUGUGUAUAGAUAUAAGUCGGUAAGAAUUUUGUCUUUGUGUUCGUAAUUAUAUUGGAUUGAUUAGUAUAUAAGCUAGAAGAUCUUUUCAGGGAUAAGAAGAGAAGCACUAGCCUAUGGUAUACUGCAGGUAUAUCUUAUAAGUCUUAUAAGACAAGCGUAAAAUAAGAAGGGGCAGAGGAAUUUUCCGCUUUGAAUUUUACUUGAUACAUGUGUGUUAAACUUAAUUAGAAUUAAGAUUUUAGUAUUAAGUAUUUGUAUAAAAGUAAUAACGAUGCAUCUAAAAGGACCGAAGAAGAAACAAGUUACGGUUAGUUUAUUCGUUAAAUAUGUCAGAAAUCAGGGAGUUCUGACUAAGGCUGGCAACACUAAUUCCCGUAGAGAAUACGCUUUACUUUGAAACUUUGUUUACGGAGAAGCUGCAACAGCGCUGGUUCCCAAGAAGUUUGCAUCCAGUUUAUAGGAAGACAAAAACACGAACCGGCCUCCGUGAACCAUCACGGACUCGACACAUACCACCGGAUUAGACGAGAAAAGAGAAAAGAAAUUCCUCGGACAAGAUGGACGAGAUUCUCUUAAUCAGACUUCGAAUCACCAGUGAAAAAAUUGGUGCUGAAUUGGAAACAAUACCCAGUACGGUUCGGUCAGAAAACAUAGGACAGGCUCAGGUCGUCUAUAACAGACUGCAAGCUGCAGUGAAUAGGCUCAACGCUAAUUUAUCAGAAUACUUUCGUUUAGCUACAACUCCUGCAUCAGAUGAAAUUUUCUUGAUUAGUGGCCAGCAGCUUUUAGCAGAAGAGACUUUAGCAGAACUCAAGGCGAAGAUCGACCAAGUCACCGUAUCCCGUGAGACCCAGGAAAAGCCGCCUGAAGUGAAUUCCUCUUGUCGACUACCGAAACUCCAACUACAGGUUUAUAACGGGGAUGUGCUUUCCUGGUGCGAAUUUUGGGAUAGUUUUAGCAGCAAUAUCGACUCAAGAAACUUACCUGAUGUAGACAAGCUGUCUUAUCUUAAAACUUCAGUGACGGGUGAUGCUAAGAAAGCUAUUGAUGGCCUGCCUACCACUAACGGAAACUAUAAGAUAGCGGUCACUCUACUAAAGGAACGUUUUGGCAAGAAAGCUCAUCUGAUUGAUGCCCACUAUGCUACAUUAUACAAAAUCGAAGCGGCAAAAAGCAGCGCAGAAGAUUGUAGAAGAACUUUCAACGAGGUGGAGCGCAAUCUUAAAAUCCUAGAGUCUCUUGGCGAAAACACCAACCACAACCAUCUUCGUUUCAUGAUUUUGGAGAAAUUUCCUUCGGAUUUAAUAUACGAAAUAAAGUUGAAAAUUCAGAAUGAGUCCACACAAGAACUCCGGGAACAAUUGAAUAAAAUUAUCACUGCAAAGGAAGAUGCAGAGAGAAUUGCUGGAAGGAAACGAUCACAUGAGGUAGAUGACAGCACUGUCGGUACCCUGCAUGUGAACGCAAAGCGUGCGAAGAGAAUGCAUCAUUUCCAACAGGGAAAUAAUACCUCAAAUACUCAACAUUAUCAAGGAAGUACUAAUAGAAAAGGACUAAAUAGAAAAGGAAAAUUUCAAAGGGCCAAUGAACCCAAAAAAGGAAGCAAACCGAGCGUAUCUAAUGUUGCAACAUCUGCUAACAGAUCUGCAACUGUUAACCCAAAGGAAAAAGGGAAAAUCUUAGGUUGUAUAUUCUGCAACGGCAAACACCGCAAUUAUACGUGCCAGGACGCUUCUACUUUAGAGGAAAGAAAGAAGCGGUUGACCGGAAGAUGCUUUAUAUGCUUUAGGAAGAAUCAUCUUGUAAAGGACUGUAAGGAAAACUGGACUUGUAGACUUUGCCCAGGAAAGGAAAGGCACAACAUGGCCUUAUGCCCUUCAAAUUUUCCAAAGGAUCCCAAAACAAAGAAACAGUCUUGACUAUUUCAGAAAGAGGAAUCACCACUCUACAGACAGCUGUUGUUUAUGCUAACCCCUUAGGUGAUAAGAAUAAUGUAUUGUGUAAAUACCGUUUAAUUUUAGACCCAGGGUCUCAACGUUCUUAUGUCACAUUUCAAGCGGCCAAGGAGUUGAAGCUUCCAGUCGAAGAAGAAAGUCUCUUGACAAUUUUCACCUUCGGUGAAGAUCCUCCGAAGGAAAUACAUAGUCCUAUAGUGAUUCUACAGUUAGUAACUAGAACAAAUAAGAAGAUAGUUAUACAAGCUAACUGUGUCCAACGCAUUUCAAGAGGAUUCAUCCCAAAUGUCAAGUUACGGGGCGUAUCCGAGUCUUAUGUACUGGCGGAUGAUGGUUCUGUAAGCGGACAGGUGCAGAUUCUAAUCGGAAACGACUACUACUUUAACAUUAUUUAUGAAACUAAGAUACAACUAGAUAGUAACUUGUUUCUAGUGGAUUCUGCCCUUGGAUGGAUAGUCAGUGGCAAGACGGAACCACAGCUUGAAGAGGAAUCAUAUGUAGUGACUUAUGCUCAAACUUGUAUUGAAACGAAGCUUCAUCAACCAGAUUCACCUCUUUGUGAUGGAGACAUUAAAAACCUUUGGGAAUUGGAAUGUAUAGGAAUUUGUGAUUCACCUAAAGCAACAAGAGAAGAAGAAGCUAUUAAAAAUUUUAAUGAAACUACAGUAAAAAUUAACAAUAGAUACACGGUAAGCUGGCCAUGGAUAACUUAUCCGCCUGACUUACCUAAUAACUUUGGAAUCGCCUUUGGGCGUCUGUCAAGUUUAUUGAAGCGUAUGGAUCAAGAAACCUUAAUGUCAUACGACGAUACGUUUAAACAACAAUUAGCUAAGGGUAUAAUAGAAGUCGUACCCACAUCAGGAACGUCAACUGGUAACGCUAUUCACUACCUACCCUUCCAUGGAGUACGUCAUCGAGGAAAACCUAUGCGAAUCGUGUAUGAUGCUAGUUCCAAGAGUAACAAGAACACCAAGAGUCUGAACGAGUGCUUAUACAGAGGACCACUCAUGCUUGAAGACCUUACAGGGUUACUCAUCAAAUUCAGGACACAUCACAUAGGAUUGACGUCCGACAUAGAAAAGGCGUUUUUACAGAUGACAUUACACGAGAAGGAUCGUGACGUUACCAGAUUCUUAUGGCUUAAAGAUACCUCUAAACCAGUAUCUCAGGAUAACCUACUUUACCUAAGAUUCUGCAGAGUUCCAUUCGGCGUGAUAUCUUCACCGUUUCUACUGAAUGCGACUAUUAAAGAACAUUU